Molecule: messenger RNA, 3362 nt
Organism: Chara braunii
Lineage: Eukaryota; Viridiplantae; Streptophyta; Charophyceae; Charales; Characeae
Source: the annotation of a GenBank genome assembly
CUGCAGUCCAGAUCUGCUGCCGCGGUCUUCUUCAAAGAACCAGGAUUGGAUCGGGGCAAUAACUGCAUUCCGGGUCUCAUUUCGUGUUUUUGUCCUUAUCCUGCUCCCGAUCGGGAAAGCCUGCUGUUGUUGCAGCUCUGGUCCAUGGUUCCUUAAACGUCCUUGUCUUUCUUCGUUUCCUCUUUCCCCUUCAUGUACCUCUACUUCUUCUCCUUCCUCUCCUUCUUCAUUUCCUUUGAAAAUUUUUUCUUCUUCUACGUCCAAGAACUUCAAUAACAUCAGCAAUCACACCAUGGCAUCUUCUAGCCUUGCACGGCCGCCCACUGCAUCAGCAAAAGGCAAGGGCAAGGGCAAGGCAAAGGACAUUCCAAAUUUCGAGCCACAGUCCGAGACACAACAAAAACAAUUGCAGCGGGAGAAGACGGUGUACAGAUGGAUCGAGCGGGGACAAAUGGCGGAGCCGAAGGGUUAUGGCCAAUAUUGGGUYCGCUGCAGGUUGUGCAAGUYGGURUUCACAGCGUCCACCACCAGGGCAGUCGAACACUUCUUCAAGAAAGGGAAACCAUGCACUGCGAGGACGGCAGAGAUUCUGCACUUGCUUGCAUUGGAUGGCGCGAAGAUCGAAGGAGAUGUAGCCAAGAGGAUGGUCCACAGGUACAGGGUGGAGAGCGGGAUACCUGAGGACAUGGGGAUGGGGCCUGAUGGGGAGCAAGACGGAGCUGCGCUGCAGGAAAUGGAGGCACAACUUCGGCCACCACCGGUGUCGGGGAGAGAGGUCCCAACAACAGCGCAAGCUCAAAGUGCUGCAGUGCCUGAUUCGGGAGGCCGCACAUCUCAAGGACUAGACUUGGGUGAAUUGGAGGCCGCAGCCGCUGCUGGCCCUUCUUGCCAGGCCUCCUCCUCCACCACCGAUGUGAGGACGGGAAAGAAAACCCAGACCUCUAUCCGCAAGUGGGUAAAGAACAUUGCACAGAAGAGGUUGGACAAACAGUGGGGUAAGGCUUUGUUUCGGGCCGGGGUGCCCUUCAACUUUGUGAGGCAAGAGGAGACCAAAGCACUUCACGACUUCUACAUGGAGUUGGGUGCACAGAAGGCAAAAGCACAGAUGACCACAUUCGAUACUCUGCGGACCAUUGUGCUUGACGCCAUCUUUGAUGAGGUGAAGCAAACUGUGCAACCAAUCGCGGAUAAGUGGGAUAUGUCAGGCUGCACACUCAUCACUGAUGGAUGUACGGAUAUAAAGUUCAGGCCAGUCCUGAAUUUCGUUGGCGGUGGAGAGGGAGGUGCAGUACUGAUGAAGGUGGUCGACACGUCCAAUUGGGAAAAAAAUGCCAUGGCUCUUGCCAAACUGUGGGAGGAGGUCAUACGAGAGAUUGGGGUGCAGAGGAGCUUAUGGACGUUCCAUUGCGAACCGCCGAAGGAACAGGCCAUGAAAGAGCCAAUGUGGGACGAGUUCGGCAAGGGAGAUAGUAGCCUCACUAGGAAGACGGCCUCGCAGUGGUGGGCUGCAUAUGGUGGGAAGCAUAAGAAGCUUCAGAAGAUCGCAACAAGGGUAACUGCCAUGUGGAGCACAGCGACACCUGUAAAGAGAAACUGGUCCUCCCUUGACUUGGUGCAAACAAAGAGGAGGAACAAUCUCUCCAUCGAGAGUGUUGAAAAGUUGGUGUACAUCCACUGGAAUAUGCAGCUAAGUGUGGUUCGCCGCGGUCUGAAGUGUGGCUUUUUGGACAUGUGGGGCACAUGCGUCGACGAUCCCGAGCCUCCAAGCGCAAAAGACCCAGCAGUUUUGUCAGGCCCCUUGGAGGGGACGGAGGAGGAGGAUGCGAGACAGGCAAGACUGAGGAAAGCCCCCAAAGGCAGGAUUCCGAAGGGCUGGGACACCGACGACGCCUCCGAUUAUGAGAGCAGCGACGAAGAGCUCAUAUGGAGUGGGAAAGGAGAGAAUGGAGGAAGGAGGUCACAACCAGCAAGGGACGCCAAGGGCAAGGCCGCAAUGGUCGAGGAGAGCGAUGUGGACAACGAUGAACUUGGGGGGGAGGAGGAGGAGGACGAGGAUCCAGAUGAUCCGGACUUCAAGUUGCAUCCACCCGGGCUCGACGAUGACUCUGAGCCUGAUAUGGGCGACCGCACAAGGUCCACUCCAGCCAUUUACACACCUCACGCGAAGAGCAAUCUUUCUUUCGUUAUGCCAGCAUUGUGCCCUUCGAGGGCGGACACGCUUGUCAAUGAUGACGCUGAUCGGGUUGCAGCAAGGGCAACAGCAGCGACAAAGACAGGAGGAGCAGCACCUGCAACGUCGAUAGCAGCAGAAGCUGUAGCGCCAGACGCGCUCGUAGAAGCGCCAAAAGCAAGAGGAUCGGUAGCACUUGCUGCAGCAGCAGGAUUGGCAGCAGCAGCGCCAGAUGCACCUGUACAAGUCUCAGCAGCAGUGCCAGAUGCACCAGUGGAAGUGCGAGAAGCAGUAGGGUCAACAGCACCAGCUGUGGUGGGAGGGGUGGCAGCUGUAGUGGCAGGUGCGGCAGGUGCGGCAGCUGCAGCGACAGGUAUAGCAGCUACAGCAAGAGCAGCAGUAGCAGUAGCUGGAGCACCCGUUGUGACAGCUGCAGCACCCGGCGUGGCAGCUGCAACAGAAUCAGCUACACCAGCUUCAGCAACAGGCGCGGAAGCGCAAGCUGAGGCCAAACAACUGAAAAAGGAUCAGCAACAGAUGCCACAGCUUGAGGAACAGCAGAUGCCACGGCAGGAGCAUGACCAGGAGAAGCAGCUGCCACAGCUCAAGGAACAGCAGAUGCCACAACAGCACCAGCAAGCGGAGCAAGAGGACUACCAAAAUUGGCAGCAAGAGCAGAAGCAUGACCUGGAGCAGGAGAAGCAGCAACAGCAGUCGGAAAAGCAUGAAGAGCUGCAGCUGCAACAACGGCAAUAUAGCGAGACAACUGCGGAACCAGCACGACACUCGGUCCAGUGCCCUCCUCUCCCUCGCCUGGAUGACAACCUCGUUUGCGACAACCUGGAUAUCAGUAGGGCGGGAAGAAAAAGGAAACCCCCUCCCGCUCAAAUGACUGCUGCGCCGGUAGCCAAACGGGGGCGUGGAAGGCCGCGCAAAGGAGAACAAAGACCUGCACCUGCACCGAAUCCACCGCCGGCGCCUCCAUCCAGACCAUGCCGCAGACAAUGCAAGGGGAAGACAUUCAGAGGACAUCGCGAGGUAAUCGAGGAUGAUCCUACAUCAGAGGAAGAUAGCAGCGAAAGCAAGGCUUGGAGCGAGUCGGAUCCUGAGUGGAAGUAAAGUGUGGCGGGUUGCUGCGAGCAAGUACACACACCACUCAUCAGAGUGGUGGCAGUCUGAUGCACUGCGCUGA